Lucilia cuprina (Australian sheep blowfly) is the source of this 2476-nucleotide messenger RNA. RefSeq lists its product as uncharacterized. The transcript is spliced from 2 exons. The record is from RefSeq and is a predicted model, not a curated record. The coding region runs from base 1296 to 1955 and encodes 219 amino acids. Lineage: Eukaryota; Metazoa; Arthropoda; Insecta; Diptera; Calliphoridae.
AUAUACUAGUUAUUGCCAAAAGAACCAGGAGAAUCAAAUGCAGUUGAAGUUUUUUUUUUAUAACGACUAGGUAAAGUUUGUAUAGUGCAAGAAAUUAUAAAGCAAGAGAAUAUCUAAAGUCUGUGUAACGAUAUAAUACCACAAAAAAAAUCGUUGUACCAAUCGACACCACGUAUUAAACGAAACCGUAGAUAUAAAAAUAAAGAAGGAAACGUAUAAAUAUAUUUAUGCUUAAGUUAGAUUUAAGAUAAAGUGAUGUGUCUGAAAUUGUAAGUCUGUCGAGAGUGUGUAUUUAUGUGUAUGUUAAUUUUGUUUAAGUACAGUGUUCCCUCUGAAAGCCAGGAAAAGAAAGGUUAAGAUAACCGCAAACCUAAUAAAAAAAAUUGUAGAGUAUAGGUGUAUCUCAGAGAUUACGAUAAAUAAGAAGUUAGAGUUCUCUCCUAGAGCUUAAGUGAAGCGGAAUUUAAAUUAAGCCCGGCAUAGUGGCAGGGACAGUGAAGUACUACCUCAGGGAGCUCCUUUAGGCUAGGAAAUAAUAGUUAAACGGAAGAAUAUAAAAGUAGCUUAAGCCCUAAAUAGAGGUCUGAAAAAAAAAAGGAAAAGUGAGACUGGUAAAUUUGUAAAAUUAUAAAAACGUAUAAAGUGAGAUAUGUUUAUACUGAUAUUUUUUUUUAUUUGGUUCAACAAGAAAAAAGAUUGACGGCUGUAAUAAACCUUUGUGAGGGAAAAUAGAAUCGUGUAAGAUUAAUUAUUUAUUGUUAUAUUUUAUUAAAAAAAAAAAUAGUUUUAAUAAGAUUAGUAUAAGAGAAAAAAAUUCAACAUUUAGCUUUGUUAGUUUAAUAAGUAUAAAUAAAGAUAUGUAUUGAAAUUGGAAUUAGAAAUAAUGAUGAUGGCUUAAUAUUGAAAGGUAAAUGAAGUGAUGGACAGGUAAGUGGGAGUGGAUUUUGGGUCGCUGGAAAAAUCUAAGGAACAGAAUUGCGACUAGGUUGGGAGGGCAGUAAAAGAGGCUGACAUCUGUCUCUAGAGAAUGUUGUGUGUGUGGUGAACAGUAUUUGCUUUUAGUUUCAGUUUUUUUUUUGUUUUUCCUUUUUUUUUGAUUUUGUUUUCAUGUUCGGGUACACGUUUGAUGAGUAAGGGUUGGAACCUCCUGGGAAGACGUACGAGCUAGACGGAAUCCUCAUCAACGGAAAGUAACCGUAACACAUGGUCCUUCGAAGAAACUGAUCUGGUCACCUCAAUACACAAGUCAAGAGAGAAGAUUAAAAACAACCACCAAAAUCAACUCGAUCAACAUAAUGAGCAGGUCCAAUCGACGACUAACCGCCACUCGGGUCCCUAAUGAAAAUCAUAGCCCUAAUGAAGAGAGAAGCGUGGUACCAAGAGACUCAGAGGAGUUCUACUGUGUGUUAUGCACAGGAUAUCACGGGCUCAAGUUCUGUCGAAGAUUUAGAAGGAUGACGCCACAAAAGAGAAGGGUAGUUGAACGACUAGGGUACUGUGUUAAUUGCUUGGCUAGAAGCCACAGCAUCCGGUCAUGUACCUCAAUGGAGGCGUGCUUAAAAUGUGCACAAUUGCACCAUACCCUGUUGCACCCAACAAGAACAGUCAGCCCACGACCGAAAACUACCACCAGCAGCAGUCGACGCAGUCUCGAUAACUCCGAGACCCACCAACAGCAUCGUCAACACCAACAGCUUCGUCAACACCAGCAGCAUCGUCAACACCAUCGUCAAAACCGACAACAUCCACCUCACCCUCAUCAUCACCAACAUCGUUAUUAUGAACAUCGUCAUCAUCAACGUCAUCAACUUCAACAACGCCACCCAACUCCACAACCGCCAGCUCCAGUUGCAUCUCCUGCUACAAAUACAACACCCGCUCCAGAUCAACACAUCUUGGCUGAAGCUAUAAAAUCGUUAGCCAACGUCCUAUGCUAUCAAAGCAAAAAGGAGUAAAUAGGCAAGGUUCGAGGUCGGCGCCAUGUUGAAACCAAUAUUUAAUUGUUUUUUAUAUAUAUUAUUCAAUGAAUGAUUAUUAAAAUUAGUAUUAAGUUACGAAUUGUAUUUUGAAUUAGAAUUAAAGCAUUAUUAGUAGAUUAAGUUUAAUUGUAUUAACUGAAUUAUACAAAAUUAAGUACUAUUUGAAUUUUAUAUAUUAGUAAAUUAAUGGUUAGUAUCUAAUAUAAAAUGAAUUGAAAAUAAGUACUACCUUAAUAUAAUUAAUAUAAAAUAUAAUGAUCAUUAACUAAAAGAUGUUAAUAAUUAAGUAGAUAACAAAUAAUGUUGCUAACGGUUUUUUUAAGAAGAUAAAAGAUUUCCAACCAACUGUUCGGGUUUUGGAAAAGAAGUUAGGUGUAAUUAUAAAAAUAGAAUUUGUAAUCUAGCACUUCUUGCUUAGCAACAGAACUAUUCAGUUCAUUUCAUCCACAAUAACCCAAUAAACUUGAAACAUUUAUAACGUUUUUAGAAAAAAAGAA